Molecule: messenger RNA, 472 nt
Organism: Caenorhabditis elegans
Lineage: Eukaryota; Metazoa; Nematoda; Chromadorea; Rhabditida; Rhabditidae
Gene: ttr-22
Product: Transthyretin-like family protein
Exons: 2
Coding region: 5-439 (144 amino acids)
Cellular component (GO): cell surface; extracellular region
Source: RefSeq, marked reviewed
CACAAUGUUUUCAAUUACAUAUAUUGCUCUUUCUGUUUUCUUUUUGAUUCAUUGCUCCGAUGCUUUACUCAAUGUUAUCGGAAGCACUCAAAGUGUUACUGUAACGGGAAAAUUGGUUUGUGAAGGACAGCCAGCCAGUGGAGUUCUCGUGAAGAUGUAUGACGAUGGAACGAUAUAUGACUCGAAAUUAGGUUCGACGACCACCUCAUCUGAUGGAACAUUUUCUGUUUCUGGAACAUAUACAGAUAUUUUAACAUUGGAUCCAAAAGUGAAUAUAUAUCAUAGUUGUAAUUACAAUGGACCAUGUUCAAAGAAAGUGACAAUCAAUAUUCCUGAUUAUGCAGUUGCAUCUGGAAGUAGCUCGACUGAUAAUUAUGAUAUUGGAACUUUGAACUUAGCUAAUCAGUUCAGUGGAGAAACCACUGAUUGUAUCCAUUGAAUGUGUACUUCCUAAUAAAUUUGUUUCUAGAAU